AAUAACUUGACAAUGUUUUUUACAAAUAGCAUUAAAAAUCAACGUUAUUUUCUAUAGAAUGUUCGAUAGUCUAUGGUGGCUAUGAAUUCAAUGGAGUCAAAGCCAAUGGAGCAGGAGCAGCAGGAAUGAAUUGUCGUCUGCCAUAAUAUAACCUUAUCGAAUUGAAGGACACAGUAGUAAACAACAUUGGAACAAGCAUAAUAUAUUAAUUGAUUACUCCAAUUAGAAUCUUUCACAAUGUCAGAGAUUACAAAUGAACCAGCAACAAGCGAGAAAGAAGCAGUUGCUGAAGACCCGAAUGCCGUCUCUGAAGAAGAUAGGCAAUACUUGACAGAGUAUGUGCGGGAAACAGAACAAAGAUUGGCAACAAAGGAGGAGAUUCGUGCAGCUAAUUUAAAUCCUACAAGACCUCCAGAUGCAUCAUUCAGUAAGCUGGAUUCGAGCCUCAAGAGAAACACUACGUUUGUGAAGAAAUUGAGAACCUUUGGCGUAACUCAACUCGACACUGUUCUAAAGGAUAUGGCAAAUUUAAACCUGACAAAAUAUGUAAGCGAAGUUGCUACAGCUCUGGUAGAUGCCAAAAUAAAGAUGACCGAUAUUGCGCCUGCCAUUAGAGUAUGUAGUUUCCUUCAUCAAACAUAUGCCGAAUUUUCCACUCAUUUCUUCGAAAACUGGCAAAGAACAUUGUCAUUAAAGAUUGGUGACAAGAUUGCUAAUCCUAGCAAAUUAAGAGUGGAUCUUCGAUUCUAUGCGGAACUUGUUAAUGCUGGAAUAUUUACACACAAACAAGGUUUGCCAUUAUUGGGAUCAAUAUUAACUGUAUUGAUUAAUAUGGACAAAGAGGAGCACAAUAAUGCUAGCAUAAUACUGAGUUUUUGUCGGCAUUGUGGCGAGGAUUAUGCAGGUCUUGUGCCUAAAAAAGUACGUGAAUUAUCUGAGAAACUAAAUAUUUCAAUUCCUAAAAGUAAACUAUUGUCACCGGACAAGCAACAAAAUGUCAAAUUACUGCUGCGAGAAUACUAUAACUCUCUAUGCAAGCACUUGCUGAAGGAGCAUAAAGAAUUACAAGCCUUUGAGAAGCAGAAUCGCAAGAUAUUGCAGACUAGAGGCGAAUUGAGUUCAGAGAGAAAGGAAAAAUUGGAAGCACUCCAAUCAUCUUACAAGCAUUUGCUAACUAGUGUGCAAAGCUUCUCUGACACAUUGGAUGAGCCAAUGCCUGAACUUCCCGUGGAUACCGAAGUAAAGACAGAGACGGAAGAAACGUUGAAAAUGAUUAACGAAGGAGAGGACAGUGCUCUGUUGGAGGAUAUGUGGGGAGACGAAGAGACGAGACGCUUCUAUGAGCUACUACCAGAUCUAACUGUCUUUCUUCCAGGCUCAUACUUGAAGGAAACUCCGAAGGAAACACCAAAGACGGAUGCACCGAUAACGGAAGACGCUCUCGACGAGGAAAUAGUCUUAGACGAAUUGGAAGAUCCUGAAAAGACAGAAGAACCAUCGGAACCGGAAGUGGAGGAGCCGCAGGUGUCUAACACCAGCAACAAAAUAUUGCUAGACGCCUUCUUGACGCACUUGCCAAACUGCGUGAAUCGCGAGAUGAUUGAUAAUGCCGCAGUAAAUUUUCUGAUAAAUCUCAAUACGAAACACAACAAAAAGAAGCUGGUGAAGGCACUUUUCGGCGUUUCCAGAAUCCGGCAGGAUUUGCUACCUUUUUAUUCUCGUUUGGCAGCUAUCCUCUAUCAAGUAAUGCCUGAAAUCGGCAAUGACCUGUGUCAAAUGUUGAAGCAGGAUUUUAAAUAUCACGUGCGGAAGAAGGAUCAGAUUAACAUUGAGUCGAAGAUCAAGGUAGUUCGCUACAUUGGCGAACUUGUCAAAUUCAAGCUCUACUCCAAGAUAGAAGCGCUCUAUUGCUUGAAGGUAUUACUGCAUGAUUUUACGCACCAUCACAUUGAAAUGGCUUGUAAUUUGCUGGAAAUUUGCGGCCGAUAUCUAUUCUGUUCGCCGGAUUCUCAUCAGAGAACCAAGGUCUAUUUGGAGCAGAUGAUGCGUAAAAAAGCGGUCACGGCACUCGAUUCACGCUAUGUCACAAUCAUCGAGAACGCUUACUAUUUCGUGAAUCCGCCCGAAUCGACCGGCGGCGUCGCAAAGAAGGACAGACCGCCUGUGCACGAAUUUAUAAGGAAAUUACUGUAUCAGGAUCUUUCGAAAACAAAUACAGACAAAGUGCUCAAAUGGAUGCGUAAACUUGAUUGGGAGGACGAAAGCUUGUCAUCCUACGCCAUAAAAUGCCUCACUGCCGCUUAUAACGUUAAGUAUCCUAACAUUCGCUGCGUAGGUAGCUUGCUGGCCGGCCUAGUGGCUCAUUACGAGACCAUUGGUCCCCAAGUGGUCGACGGUGUGCUCGAGGACAUAAGAUUGUGCAUGGAGAUUAAUCUGCCCAAGUACAACCAACGACGUAUCGCCAUGGUGAAAUACUUGGGUGAACUGUACAACUAUCGAAUGGUGGAGAGCGGCGACAUCUUUCGCACCUUGUAUCUUCUGAUUACCUUUGGCGUCAGCGUGGACCACUCAUCUCCGAGUAUACUCGAUCCGUCUGAUCAUCUUUUCCGUAUUCGACUAGUGUGCACGCUAUUGGAAACUUGUGGCCAGUACUUCAGCGGCGGCUCCAGCAAGAAGAAGCUCGAUUACUUUCUUGUAUUCUUUCAGAAUUAUUUCUGGUUCAAGUAUACGGAUCCGGUAUGGACAACCGAGAGUCCAUUCCCAGUCGGAAUAGAUUAUAUGUAUCGCGACACGUUAACGAUGCUACGACCAAAAAUGCAAUUGUUCCAGAGCUACAAGGAGGCGCAGUGCGCCGUAGAAGAAUUGCGGAACACUCUUUAUCCGACCUUAAACGAUCCUUCCGUUAACGAUACUGCUGCAGAAGGCGAAAAUGAUAUGAGCGUUAUUUUGGAGGCCGACGAGGAAGCGGCGGUGACCGGGAACGGUAGCGGAGACGCGAAGGGCAUAGCCGAGUUGCAUUUCGAAGAGUCCGAGGAUUGUUCAGAGGCGCAAUCGGAGGAGGAAUGGACGGCCGAUGCGGAACGGGACGACGCCAUGGGCACGCAAGAGAACACUCAAGGCGAUCGGUCUCAGAGCCUAUCGGCGGAAGGUGGUAACGAAGGCGUGAUCAUGGACGUGACAGAGGAGCUGAACGCGGCUUUGCCAGCUGGACCGCGACGCGUAAGCUGUCCAGAAGAUGACGACUUUUUAUCAGCAUUGGACAAAAUGGUGUCUGACAACAUACAGGAUCGUAUGCGGGAUUCCGUGAAGCCACAACAAGUGGACAUCUCUGUACCGCUGCACGUGAAGAGCACCAAAAAAACAUACGAGCAAUUGCAGGAGAGACCGAGCGACAACAGUACAGUGGACUUUGUAUUAAUGUUGAGAAAGGGUAAUAAACAGCAAUACAAGAACCUGGCGGUGCCCGUGUCUUCUGAACUAGCCAUGAAUCUUAGAAAUCGCGAGCAAGAGCAAAAAGAGGAAAAAGAACGCGUUAAGAGACUGACCUUAAAUAUUACCGAGAGACAGGAGGAAGAAGAUUAUCAAGAAACUAUAAAUCAGAGCACGAGACCAGUCACGGUAAAUCUGAACAGAGAACGGCGGCAAAAGUAUAAUCAUCCGAAAGGAGCACCAGAUGCUGAUCUCAUUUUUGGACCGAAGAAAAUUCGAUAAAUUUGAUUAAUAACUUUUCAAGUUGAAUGGUCGUACUUGAUUGAGAAAUUGAUGAUGCAUGCAUAUCUGGUGAAGUGAAACUGGACUUCUUAACGUUUAACUAUAAUUAAUUAUCGCUUUUUACUAUAAUACAUCACAGAAUUUCUUCAAGAACUAAUUAUCAUGAUGAAUGCAUCAGAAUUUCGAUAGUACGAGUGUAUUAUAUAUGUACAAAUGACGAGUGCUAGUGCAUUUAAAAUGAACAAUCCAGACCGCAAGACUGGUACAGUAAGCCCUUGUUAACUACGAUAUUGCGAAUAUACAAAAUUUUCCUCCUGGGUCUGAAACAUUUGAAUAUGGAAAACAAAUUCGAUUAAUACAGAUUGUUACAACGCACUGCCGAUUUUCGAUUACGCGUUAACUGUAUGGUUUACUGUACCACGCAAAAUGCACUUUUAAUACAACAAAGUGUACGUUGAUAUAUCAUAAUCUUAUCUAUAUAUUAUCAUUAUUAGAGAAUAAUGAUAAAAUUAUCAUUAUUAAAUGAUAAUUUUUGUGUGACAUGAAUAUUGUUAUUAGAAAUUUUUACAAAGAUCAACAAUUAUUUUACGUCUUUCAACGAAAGCUAUGUUGUGAUAGAACCUAACAUACGAUUUAUAUACUUCUUCGCAAUAUUUUUGACACAAUUCCACAUCUUACUUGAAAAAGAAAUUAUUCUCUUUUUCUCCUUACAGAUGGCGAAUGUUAUAUAAACAAAGUGUGCAAGUUGUAUUAAACUUUCUAUUGGAAGAAAACAAUAAAAAAUUCAGCAUUGA
Molecule: messenger RNA, 4505 nt
Organism: Linepithema humile (Argentine ant)
Lineage: Eukaryota; Metazoa; Arthropoda; Insecta; Hymenoptera; Formicidae
Gene: Upf2
Product: UPF2 regulator of nonsense mediated mRNA decay
Biological process (GO): nuclear-transcribed mRNA catabolic process, nonsense-mediated decay
Cellular component (GO): cytoplasm; exon-exon junction complex
Molecular function (GO): protein binding; RNA binding
Source: RefSeq, a predicted model, not a curated record